CGCACCCUAGGGUUCGCAGGAAAUGCAAAGUGGACCACGAUGAGCGAGGACGUCGACAAGCACGUCUUGCGGAAGUACCACGUUUGCCAAAAGCUCGGCAAGGGUGCUUAUGGAAUCGUUUGGAAAGCGUUUGAUAGGAAGACCAACGAUGUUGUUGCUCUCAAAAAGAUAUUUGACGCGUUUCAAAACUCGACUGAUGCUCAGAGGACCUUUCGCGAGGUGAUGUUUCUUCAGGAGAUCAACGAUCAUGAGAACGUCAUCAAGUUGACAAACGUUCUCAAAGCGGAAAAUGACCGUGACUUGUACCUAGUGUUUGAGUACAUGGAAACGGAUUUGCAUGCUGUUAUAAGAGCCAAUAUUCUCGAGGAUGUACAUAAACAAUACAUCAUGUAUCAACUCUUUAAAUCUUUGAAGUAUUUGCACAGCGCAGGACUGCUGCAUCGAGAUAUCAAGCCAAGCAAUCUACUUUUGGAUUCGGAUUGCCGAUGCAAGCUUGCAGAUUUUGGUUUGGCACGAUCGGUUGCCCAAUUGAAAGAUGACAUGGGACAAGCGCAAGUGCUAACAGACUAUGUUGCUACUCGAUGGUAUAGAGCACCCGAGAUUCUUCUUGGUUCCACAAACUACACCUUUGGAGUGGACAUGUGGUCGAGUGGCUGCAUUCUUGGCGAGUUGUUGAACGGGAAGCCUGUUUUUCCAGGGGCAUCGACUAUGAACCAGAUUGAAAAAGUUCUGGAUCUAAUAGGAAAACCGGCAUCGGAGGACAUAGCAGCUUUCGAAUCGCCAUUUGCUGCAGCUAUGAUUGAGAACAUGGCUAUAACUGGCCCCAGAUCAUUUAGAAAAGCUUUCCCCAGCGCCACGCCUGAAGCUGCGGACUUACUACGCAAAUUGCUACACUUUAAUCCUCAGAAGAGGCUUACAGCGGAGCAAGCAUUGCAACAUCCAUACGUAGCUCAAUUUCACAACCCUCGUGAGGAGCCAUCGUGCAAUCGAUUGAUCAGGAUUCCCAUUGACGACAAUCAUAAAUUCACGAUCCACGAGUAUCGGGAAAGGCUAUACGCCGAAAUCAUCAGCCGGAAGAAAGAGAUCAGGAAGAAGGCUCGAGAGCGAGAACGGAGCCUCCACAGAGAGAUGUCAAGAAUGCAAUCGAGACGCUCGUCUUACCAUCCCAGAGCAAGUUAGAAGUGAGCUUUCUUGCUCUCCUGUUCUGUAGACUUAUUCGAGAUCUCUCUCUUCCAGCUUCGCGAAACUUACACCAAGUGCCUGUCGCGGAGGAACCCCACUCCUUACUUCAUCGAGAAUGGAAAGAGUGGAUCAAUCGCUCGAAGUAGAGAGUGGGGUUCUGUCCGUGACAGAAACUUGGUAUGUCACGCAUUGCUUGCCACUGAGAUCUGCGCAGAAAAGCACGCAAAGAGUUAAAGAGAUCUUUCGUUAGCUCCAAAUGUCCUCACCAUAUAACAUGGAGCACGCGAGCCAAAGGUCCUCACCAUAUAAAAUGGACCACGCGAGUCAAUGAUAUUCAAAGGUCCAGCACGUGAGUCAACGAAGUUUUGCUCAACAUUCGUGCCUAGUCAAAGGUCGACGAAGUUUUGGUCAACUUUAGGACCCGGCACAUUGUUAAUGCUUUUAUUACAGUAAAAAGCUUGCUUU
This is a messenger RNA of Selaginella moellendorffii, 1647 nucleotides long. RefSeq names its product extracellular signal-regulated kinase 2. Gene Ontology annotation, molecular function: MAP kinase activity; ATP binding. Bases 40 to 1179 code for a protein of 379 amino acids. Lineage: Eukaryota; Viridiplantae; Streptophyta; Lycopodiopsida; Selaginellales; Selaginellaceae. Gene Ontology annotation, biological process: protein phosphorylation; intracellular signal transduction. Gene Ontology annotation, cellular component: cytoplasm; nucleus. The record is from RefSeq and is a predicted model, not a curated record. The transcript has 15 exons.